UAUCAUAACCCAUUUUUUAUUGGCUUGAUCUCAUUAGCAUGGCAAAACAAAUGGUUUCUACAUACGAAUUUAUUUGCUUGCAGUUGGAGUGUAUCUUUCACAAGAUGUACACUCAGACACAUCAACAAGGACUACUGGCCAACCAUACAUGGAAGGAAAUGAUAACAGUGAAACCAUAUCUUACGACUACUACGACGUGGAUUUGUCUACAGAAAACCCAGAUCGCUGUUAUACUCCCAACUUGGAAUGUAUUAAGAAUUUGAAGACAUUGGCACCAAUUUGUGCAUUCAAGAAGAAGAUGGGACUUAGCAACUUUUACAGUAUUUGCGAGAUUCAUCUGCAAAAUUGUUUGAUUAGACCACUCGAAGACAUGGUACCAUAUGGAGAAAUUUCUAAAAAUGAUGUUAUCUAUUACAAUAAUAGGGGUCGUGAUUGCUUUUUCUAUAUGCGACAGUCCAAGAAUCUGAAUGAUGCUGUUAAGUUGUACCAUGACAUCGCUGCUCAGACAGGAAACAAGAAGGCAAGAAAAUUCUGGGUCAAAUAUUAAUUAUUUAAAAUGCUUUUUUUGUGUAUUUUAUACAUUUUAAUAAAUAAAAACAAUGUUUUAUUAAUUAAUACCUCCAAAAAAAUAAAACGAAGAAAGAUACACUAAUUAUGCCUGAAUUCAAUACUCUUCAUGAAAUAUGAAAUAAUGUGUGUCGUUCAAAAUGUUAAUAAAGUAUCUAAAGUGAAGGCAGUUUUGAAUAGCUAUGGUUAAUUGUUGUUUGAAAUAAAGUAUUUAAUUUAAUAAACCUAUGCUGUAUAAAACAAUAACAAAUUGUUUUUUCUUCGUAAAUAUUUUACCAGACUAUAAUAUCCCCCUAACGGGCAAAAUCCCUCCUUCCAUGAAGGUUUGGGCAUU
Messenger RNA from Trichoplusia ni (cabbage looper), 901 nucleotides. RefSeq lists its product as uncharacterized. The transcript is spliced from 3 exons. NCBI's taxonomy places the organism in Eukaryota, Metazoa, Arthropoda, Insecta, Lepidoptera, Noctuidae. The coding region runs from base 149 to 547 and encodes 132 amino acids. The record is from RefSeq and is a predicted model, not a curated record.